Molecule: messenger RNA, 994 nt
Organism: Spinacia oleracea (spinach)
Lineage: Eukaryota; Viridiplantae; Streptophyta; Magnoliopsida; Caryophyllales; Amaranthaceae
Product: expansin-A23-like
Exons: 2
Coding region: 56-781 (241 amino acids)
Biological process (GO): plant-type cell wall organization
Cellular component (GO): extracellular region
Source: RefSeq, a predicted model, not a curated record
GAAACAAUAGUCUCUCUUAAAAGAAAAUUUAUUCGUUCUUUUGGUUUCUUUUAAAAUGUCUAAUUUUUCUCAACUAGUUUUUGGUUUUCUGGUUACCAUGGCCUUUAUUACUAAUGUUCAAGGUUGGAUCGAUGCUCAUGCAACGUGUUAUGUCGAUUAUCAGAAGGGUGCAUGUGGUUACGAUACAAUAAUCGAAGGAUACGGGCUCAGGACAACCGCUCUAAGUACAGCCCUAUUUAACAAGGGUGCAGCAUGUGGAUCAUGUUUUGAAAUCCAAUGUAAAAACUCAAAAUGGUGUAAACGAGGUGCGGGCACAAUCAAAGUCACUGCCACCGACUUAUGUCCGCCGUCAACCGGUCCGGCGGCAUGGUGUAAUCCUCCACAACAUCACUUUGACCUUUCCCUACCCAUGUUUAUGAUGAUCGCAGAGUACAAAGCUGGUAUAAUACCCGUACAAUACAGGAGAGUUCCGUGUAUUAAGCAAGGAGGUGUCAAGUUUCUUGUAAAUGGAAAUCCUUAUUUUCUAUUAGUACUAGUCUUUAAUGUUGGAGAUGCCGGAGAUAUUAUAGACAUGAAGAUUAAGGGUACGAGCAACAAAUGGGUACAAAUGACGCGAAAUUGGGGCAUGAAUUGGCAAGUUGGUACUACAGCUUGGACUAGUGAUCAAUCCUUGUCGUUUCAAGUGACUAGUAGUAAUGGGAAAAAAGUGCAGCUUGAUGGUGUUGUGCCACGAAAUUGGCAAUUUGGUCGGACAUUUGAAGGAAAGUUUAAUUUUAAAUGAGGGUACUAAAUAUAGAUUAAAAAAAAUCGCUAAAUGCAAAAUAAUUUAAUUGUUUUUUAAAUGUAUUAUUCCUAAUUUACCCUUGUUUUAACUUCACUAUUGACAACCGAUAACUUCUGAAAUUUUUAACUUUUGCAUCGACGCAUCGUUGUAAGUAUGUAAGUAUUUGUGAUCAAGACUAUGAAGGAUAAUAAUGAACAAAUAAUUCAAAUA